AUGUAUAUUCAAAAUGUCCCUUUGGCUUUACAGUGGCUUGCAUUUGCACCGGCCGUAGGUCUUGUUGCGCCUAUCCACGUGGGAAAGCUGCCCUUGGAAAGAAAUUGGGACCAUUUGGCGACAUCACCCACUGAGCUCUUCAUAGAAGUCGGAGCAACAGAAGGGCAUCUUUUCCGCGACGAGCUUGGUGCGAGGUUGGAAACAGGUUUCCUGAUCACCUUCGAGCCACGCUUCGGGCGCUACUUGAGAGUCAUGACAAGCGCGGGGGUCGGGUCGAUGCGUUUUCGGGCUUUGGGCUGGCAAACCAAUCGAUCCAUGGUCUUGCCGUUCGCGCUGGGAUGUAGUACGCACGGAUGCAGCACUGACUUCGGUGUGACGACAGCAGUAGGCAAGAGGGGCUGGCAAAGGUGGGUAAGGCGAAGAUGCAGCGUUGUGGUGGAUGGUGUGAGCGCGCCAUGCUUAUCCUUCGAAGAUGUGAUUAAGCAUUGGCUUCAAGGACGGUGCGUGGCAGCUCUAAAGCUGUCAACUCACCCUCUGCGAGCACUCCAGUCUUUAGGUGCACUUGCCGGGAGGGUAGACCAAAUUUAUUUGCAGCUUCCAGCAAUACGAUCUGAGUGUUUGGAGACGCUGCGGACACUCGUGGUCCUGGGUUUCCUGCCGCAACAGGGUGGAAAAGAUGUGGAAGCAUGUGCAACACAUGAGAAGUUGUACAAGGUUGUGGAAUUCAGACAGGGAAGAGGGUCCUGCGCAUCAUUGCAUGUUCCGUCUGUUCUUCCAUGGCGUUUUGAGCGAAAGGAGCUAUUGGUUGCUCCUCUUCAGGUCGCACCGGUACCGUUUUCGAAAAAUUGGGCCCACCUAGAGGCUCCGGCCGAGUUCAUGUUGGAAGUCGGCACCAAUAACGUGAUUCUGCUGCGAGACAGCUUGCCGCCAGCCGACAGACGAUUCCUGGUGUCUUUCGAGCCUCUCUUGGACAAAUACGCCGACCUCAUUACAUCUUGGGUCGCGAAUUCCGAUGCGACCAGCACCAUAGGCGCCCAUUACUCGAGAGGUGUCAUGCUGCCGUAUGCGGUUGGUUGUCCCCCAUCCGACGAAGUGGCCUUGUUCCACGUGGGCCUGGCCGACGUGUGCAGCAGUCUCCUUAACAUUUCAGAAGGUUUUCGAGGACAGGGGUGGUCGCACUGGUUCAAGGACUUGAAGGAUACGUGCGCGAAAGAGAUGGAUGUACGGUUGGUGCCCUGCAUUUCUCUUGAGACUGUGAUCCGGGAUCUGCUCCUGGGUGGCCAUAUCUCUUUCUUGAAAAUUGAUGCCCAAGGGAAGGACCUAGAUGUGGUUCGUUCCCUCGGAUCUCAGAUGCACAAGGUGCACAGGAUUCAGAUGGAAGCCCUUCCAAAAAGUCACGAGUCCGUGUAUGUGAACCAGCCGAUGUGCGAUCACAUUGUCGCUGAGAUGAUGAAGCUCGGCUUCAAGCCGAUAUGCAGGCUGGCUGGCUCAAAGAACUGGACGAUAGCUGAUAUUUGCAGCUUGCAGCUCAAAGGUGAAGGAGAUCUGACUUUCUACAGGCAGCGGCAGCCGCUCAAUGUUACGUAG
Symbiodinium sp. CCMP2592 is the source of this 1587-nucleotide messenger RNA. The record is from the annotation of a GenBank genome assembly. NCBI's taxonomy places the organism in Eukaryota, Dinophyceae, Suessiales, Symbiodiniaceae.